UCCACGUUUCAGUGUCGGCGGCGGUCUUUGCGAAAGAUGCGCUUCCUCCACCUCAUCCGCCCCGUCAUGGGCCUGCUGCCCGAGGUCGUGCACCCGGACCGCAAGAUCCCCUUCCGCGAGAAGAUCCUGUGGACGGUGACGACGCUGUUCAUCUACCUCGUGAGCUGCCAGAUCCCCAUCUACGGCAUCAAGACGGCCAAGUCCAACGACCCGUUCUACUGGAUGCGCGUCAUCCUCGCGUCGAACCGGGGCACGCUCAUGGAGCUCGGCAUCUCGCCCAUCAUCACGUCCGGCAUGGUCAUGCAGCUCCUCGCGGGCGCGCGCUUGAUCGAGGUGAACCAGGGCCUCAAGGAGGACCGCGCGCUCUUCGGCGGCGCCCAGAAGCUCUUCGGCAUCCUCAUCACCGUGGGCGAGGCCGUGGCCUACGUCGGCAGCGGCAUGUACGGCCAGGUCGGCGAGCUCGGCUACGGCAACUGCAUCUUGAUCGUCGCGCAGCUCGUCUUCGCGGGUCUGGUCGUCAUCAUCCUCGACGAGCUGCUGCAGAAGGGCUACGGGCUGGGGUCGGGCAUCUCCCUCUUCAUCGCGACGAACAUCUGCGAGAACAUCAUCUGGAAGGCGUUCAGCCCGACGACGAUCAACACGGGCAAGGGCACGGAGUUCGAGGGCGCGGUCGUCGCGUUCUUCCACCUGCUGCUGACGCGCAGCGACAAGGCCCGGGCGCUCCAGGAGGCCUUCUACCGCCAGAACCUGCCGAACCUGACGAACCUGCUGGCGACCAUGUUCGUCUUCGUCGUCGUCAUCUACUUCCAGGGCUGGCGCGUCGACCUGCCGGUGAAGUACCAGAAGCACCGCGGCCAGCAGGGCUCCUACCCCAUCAAGCUCUUCUACACGUCGAACAUGCCCAUCAUCCUCCAGACGGCGCUGGUGUCGAACCUCUACUUCCUGUCGCAGAUGCUCUACAACCGCUACCCCGGCGUGUUCCUCGUGGGCCUCAUCGGCAAGUGGGGCAAGGUCGAGGGCGGCGGCGACGCGCCCGUGCCCGUGGGCGGCGUCGCCUACUACAUCUCGCCGCCGCGGUCCCUCACGGAGGUCGUCUUCGACCCCUUCCACGCCGUCUUCUACCUCGUCUUCAUCCUCGCGAGCUGCGCCGUCUUCUCGACGAUGUGGAUCGAGGUCAGCGGGUCGUCCGCGCGCGACGUCGCGAAGCAGCUCCGCGACCAGCAGAUGGUCAUGAAGGGCCACCGCGACUCGGCGCUCGUCCACACGCUGAACCGCUACAUCCCGCCGGCCGCGGCCUUCGGCGGCAUGUGCAUCGGCGCGCUUGACCGUCGUCGCGGACCUCCUCGGCGCGAUCGGCUCGGGCACGGGCAUCCUCCUCGCCGUGACCAUCAUCUACCAGAGCAGGGCGAGCUCCAGGCGGGCAUGCUCUAGGUCUUAUCCCACCGACAGUGGCGGCGCAUACUUUUCCGCGCCGCGGUUUGCCCCGUCGUUCCGCUCCCAAGUUCCGCGGAUUCGACGGCGCGACCGCGGCGGCCCAUCGCCCGCGGCCCGAGACCCGAGACCGUACCCAAGACUCGGCGCGCGUGGGCGGUUCCUCUUGGAACCGCCCUCUGGUGUCAACCCGCGCGACGCGGCGCUCCCAGGCCCGCGACGGACGGCGGCGGCCCGGGCGAUCUUCGACCACCGCGCCCCACUCCCUUUCCCCCCUCCUUCCCCCCGAACGACGCGGCCCCCGUGCCGCGCGGCCGACGCUGCUGAUGUAAGGCCCCCGCUCGAUGCC
This is a messenger RNA of Aureococcus anophagefferens, 1780 nucleotides long. RefSeq lists its product as hypothetical. The record is from RefSeq and is a predicted model, not a curated record. Gene Ontology annotation, molecular function: ribosome binding; transmembrane protein transporter activity; signal sequence receptor activity. Bases 37 to 1431 code for a protein of 464 amino acids. The transcript has 3 exons. Gene Ontology annotation, cellular component: Sec61 translocon complex; membrane. Gene Ontology annotation, biological process: post-translational protein targeting to membrane, translocation; SRP-dependent cotranslational protein targeting to membrane, translocation. Lineage: Eukaryota; Pelagophyceae; Pelagomonadales; Pelagomonadaceae.